GGGGGGGGGGGGGGGGGUGGAAGGGGUACCUGAAGGGAUGGAGUGGGAGUUUUGAGGGUGCAAGCCGCAUCGCUGCGAAACUCGGCAGGGUUAGCCGCUCCCAGGCACGCGCACGAUUACAUUCCCCUAACUUCACACAUUCCGGCAAUUCAAGUUCCUUCUCACUGAACGCCCCUUUAACCUCGUGCCUAUCGCGGUCCCUCGUUACCUAUUGCGGUUCCUCGACAGCCCGACUGACCUGGUCGCCCCACCAAGGGUCGACACCCGCAUCGCCAUAUGGAAUAUUAACUAGACGGGGAGAAUCAGAUACAAGAAAAGAGAUAGAAGAAGCCGGAGGUGAGAGAGGCUGGCGGACGCCGAGCCCGUGAGUUUCUCACUGGCGGCGCCCCGCACCCCCGCACCGCCCGCGAGACGGCACCGCCAGUAAGUAAGUAUCUCCUGCAACUUACUACUGGACGGCGAGAUCGCGGGGGCGCCGCCCCGAACGGUGUCGCACACCAUGGCCGCGCCGACACCGUCUUCGCUCUUCCUGCGCCUGGUCAACACCUGGCGACUCCUCGCCCUGCGAAGCGACGUUGAUGACAUUGUGCUGGAGCUGUUGGGCCGCUUCUCGCUCGAGAAGAUAUACGCUGGCGCCGCUGAUCGGGACGCUUACCAGCACCUGGUUAUCACCUUGCUCGCCCAGCUCAAGGCCAUUUUCGACCUCCAGCGCUUGACUAUUCCGUCCGACACAACCCAUGUCGGAUGGUACCUCGGCUUCCUUGUUAGCUGGGAGGUCGCUUUGCGGUCCGUUGAGCUCGCCCUCCAGACCGUCGCCGAGGGUCGCGAGUAUCUUUGGGAACACCGGCAACUACGCGACAGGUACUUGGCCGAGUUCCUUCUCUCCGCCCUCCGCGUCCUCACCCUUCACCCGAAAGCUCCCGCGAACCAGCGCACGAGGGAUCGACGUGAGCGUUUCGCGCGUAUCCACGGAACCUUAGAGCGGGUCUUUGACAGCUACCCGGGCCCUAAGUCGUUUCUGCUAGAGGUGUGCAAGGAGGUGACUGGCCAGCUGCAUAUCGACCCCGAUGCCCUCGCUCUGCCCUCGAGGUUUCGAUCGGAACUCCCCCCUUUGACCUCAGAACUGUAUCCCCUCCCACCCUGUUUACAAACAGCUUCAGUCUCCGAGCUAGCUCCCCCGAAUGGGUUUGGUAACUGGCUGGCCCAAUUCCUGGCCCUGCGUGACGUGUCGCAGUUCGUCAUCGCCGCAUCUAUUCAAUAUGCGGCAAACGGAGAAACACGGGAUAUGCGUCUCCAGGCGUCGUCUGCUAGGGCCCGGAACGCGGUUCUGACGGCCCUCGACAACUUGCGCACACCCCCUCACUUGUCCAGGGUAGAGAUGGUCGCGGCGUUCAGUACCCCCUUCCGCAUCAUCCUCCCCGAUACGCUCGACCUUUCCCGCCGCGACGCUUUCGGGUCUCGAGUAGAUGAGUGUGAGCUGGACGCCUUGGACAGCCUCGGUACGAAGCUCAAGGAGCGCCAGAUCACCCAUCGUGUCAGCGACAGAGAGAUGGUGCACAACGUCUCGCAGAUCGUGAGAAAUCUCUUGCUCCAAGAUGACCCCGGCGGCUCCUUCGCUCCCACCCGACCCGGCCUCUACGUGGUGAAUUGUCCUGGAUGCCAUCUUACCGGGGCUUCCCAGCUCAGAUCAUUGGGCAUCCAGCUUCCGUUGGACCCCGUGACCACGGCCGAGAUUCGUCUUCCGCAAAACUCAACAUGCGUGACUUGCAGCGAGGCCGUCACCAUCGCCCGCGAGGUCCCGACGGUGCGGCAAACCUGGGAAUUGGUGGAGUCCCUUCGCCCGGAUGCCGACACCAUCAACGUGGAGCGGCACCUACCAACACAGUUCCAGUUAGGGCCGCCAAAACAAACCGAAACAGGCGGCCUAUUCACUCCUGGUUACGGCAGCAACGUGCCGAACAUCUCACACGAAAAGCCCCGCCAGCCCGAGUCACAUGGACCGUCCCAUCCUACAAAGCCAGAACCACCAAGCCCGAUGCUGGGUGAUACAGGCAGUACCGGUUACCUAGGCCCCAUAUCUCCUGAAUCCUCGUCCCCUUAUCAGCCACCUAGACAUCUCCGGAGCGAGCCUUCACGCCCCGACGUAUCGCUUAAUCAUGGGAAGAAGGCUCUGGAGGAAAUGGAGCAUACUUUCGCGCAUUUGGAUGCUAGCUUUUUGACAGACCCGCCACCCUUCUCGCGCGAUUCGCCGGCCCUUCGCAGGCAGAUGGGGGUAGACGAAACCCCUUCAAUCCAUACCCCUCGAACAAUUCCCCUCGCCACGUCGGUCGAGAAGGGGAAAUCCAGGUGGAAGUUAAAGUUCACUGGGUCGAAGAAAGCCCCAGCGGGAGCCUCUGGUGACUCGAGUUCGCUCUCGUCGACGGCUUUGGAGGCCCAGAGACUGGAAGAGAUAUCUCUCUCUGGUUUGCUUAGCGCACAGAAGGGCCAUAUCAGAGGGAAGCACUCGAAAAACAUCAACGUUCAUCUUUCCCACAGCUCGGCACUCGCUCUAUUCUGGACGCAACUUCUAAUUCACGUAUGGGAUGUUAGCACAUCACCGCCGACCAUGGUGAGGGCGAUCAUGUCGGAGAGCACCUGCAUCCUUGCGGCCGUAGCAAGGAUGCGUCUAGCUUACAUCAUUGGGACCAGGGACCAGCGACUGACGCUACGGAUCGUGAGCCUAUCACAACCAACCGAGCCUGUCGUCGAGUACCGAAUACCAUCCUCUCUUUGGUGCAAGAGCAUUGCGAUUGAUAAACAAGAGAAUUAUGUGGUGGUCGGGUUCGAGAACGCGACUGUUCGCUUUUUCAACGCAAGGAACCCUGAUCAGCCCCGAGAAGACCGCCUGCAUGCCGUCCUCCACCAAAAUUGCCGAGGGUGCCCGUCUGUAGACACCCUGACCUUUUCCAACGACGGUUUAGUGCUGCUCGCGAGCACUCGAAACCCCAAAACUGGCCUAAUCCAGACGUACUCGUGGCGUUUUCCAUUUCACGCCUUCCAGGAGCUCACCACGUGCCGGUACCCAGUCCCACUUCACGAGUCGGAAGAUAACGGCGUAUCCUCGGCAUUAUUUCGUCCAGGGCUCGACGGCGAGGAGAAUUUGGUCUGCAUCACCACAUGGACUCAAUCGGGUACUCCGGUGUUGAUCCAGCCGCAGGAUGGAUACAGGAGCGAAAUUCGAACGGAUAUGUCUGGCCGUCACAGCAAGCUGGGAAACCGCGUACAGUGUGCUGCUUUUUCGCCUUCGGGGAAAGAGUUGGUCAUGGUCAACGACAAGGGCCACGUCUUCCAGGUUUCUAACCUCAACUCUAGUCCCAUGGACGUCCGCCGCAUCGCAUCCUCCAGGGAGCUCACUACCAAGUCCGACUCGUUCGCCAUGUCGUUUAUGAGCCUGUCGGAUGAGGAAUAUAUCGUGCUUGCAUGGGCAGACCCAUCGAGGGCUGCCGGUUGGAUAAGAAAGAUCCCCACAGUAUCUAGGGUACGCUGUUAUUUAUUUUUGUUGCUUAUGCGAUUCAUAUUGCUGACGAUCCUUCUUGAAAGAACCUGUUUGGGGUGGUGGACACCCCAGGGCUAGUUUACGAAGCAACAUCCAUAGGGGCAAGAGAGCACGCUGAAUACGCAAGGUUGCCUAUCGAACUCGCGGCGGACGAGAGGGCAUUGGCAGUCUCAGGUAGAGUGGAUAAAGGCCUCGGAAGGUCUACAGAAACCUCAAACUAGCUAAUGAGAUUUCAGGAGACAAUAAAAGUACAGAAUUGGGAGUUGUAGUAUAUACAUUGUAGCUUAUAUAGUGUAAGUACAUAUAAAUUGACAUUUUCUAUAGGUUAUAUAGAAAUAGUCCUGAGUAUUAUAAUAGUAGGGUUAUAUACUAUUAAACUAAUUAUAAAUUAGAUAUAGAAGCUCUAAGAACAUUUAUUAUUCUAUAUUUAGGUACUAAAUAUAUAUAGACUUUAUAUAGUAUAAGAGGAUAGAGAAGAUAAGGUAGUGAAAACCCCA
This is a messenger RNA of Chaetomium fimeti, 4032 nucleotides long. RefSeq lists its product as uncharacterized. Lineage: Eukaryota; Fungi; Ascomycota; Sordariomycetes; Sordariales; Chaetomiaceae. The transcript has 4 exons. Gene Ontology annotation, molecular function: protein binding. The record is from RefSeq and is a predicted model, not a curated record. Bases 500 to 3613 code for a protein of 1037 amino acids.